UCAGCAAUUCAGCUGUAUGAAUGUAACGUCCCAAGCUACAAGUGUCAGUCUUCUCCAAAUAAAAGACGUCUCCCUCUGGAAAAAGCCAUUUCCCUUUUUUCUCAGUUGCACAUCUCCUUCCUCAUUUCCCUUCCUCCGCCCUUUAACCCCCACCAUACACCGCCAUCUUUCUGUCUCUUUUUUGUCCUCUUCUAUUCAAUACCAAAACCAUUUAUUCUCUUUCUUUCUUUAGUUUCAUCUGCCAAGGAAAAAAAAAAGAAUUGGAAAGAAAUAUGUUGUCAAGAGUUAAUAGCAUGGUUUGGAUGGAUGAUAAGGAUCAAGAAACGGCUUCGUGGGAUCAUCAUCCAUCAACCAUGAACAACAACAGUAACAAUGAGCAAAAUGGGGUUCUGGAGAACAGAGAAGAUAUGGAAAUGGGCUCAAUUCCAACAUUCAAAUCCAUGCUUGGCGUUGAAGAUGAAGACUGGUACUUGACCACUACUAAUCAUGCUGAGACCAACAAUCCUAACAACAACAAUGCUGGCACCAUGCAAAGCAGCCAUCUUGACAUGAGGGACAUAACUUUCUCAGCUAACUUCGCUGAGGCUGAUCAUCAAAAUCUAAUCUUGCAAGCUGUGGACUCCUCUGCUUCAUGUUCACCAUCACCUGCCUCAGUUUUCAACAAUCUCGACCCUUCUCAGGUACACCAUUACUUUUUGCAGCCCCCACCAAGAAGCAAUCUUCUUUCUGGCCUUAAUACGUUGUCCACUACCCAGUUAGACAAUGGUAGCUUUGACUUGGGCUGCGAAAGUGGCUUUCUUGAAAGUCAUCAAGGUUUGGGUGGUUUUAGCACUAGAGGUGGAGUUGGGGUUUUGGGUGUUGGAUUUAAUGAUUUGAGUUCUCAAACCCAGUUGGGAAGUCCUAAUUUGAACUCAGGGAGUCAAUUUUCAACUGCCAAUUUGCUUCAAAUGCCCCAAAAUAAUGGUGGUUUUGGUCCACUGGGGUUUGGAGAAUGUUCAGGGAAUGUGAACUCUUUGUUUCUUAAUAGGUCUAAGUUACUUCAGCCACUUGAUAAUUUUACUUCAACCGGGGCACAGCCCACUUUAUUUCAAAAAAGGGCUGCUUUGAGGAAGAAUCUGGCAUGUAGUAGUAGUGAUUUGGGAGUUUUGGGGGGUGAAAUUGGGCAGAGUUCUGGUAACAGUGAAAGCUAUGAUAAGAAGAAAGAAGUUGGUGAAGCCAGUGGACUAAAAAGGAAGGGUAGCGAUUUCGAUGAUCUUGAGGAUGUUAGCAUUGAUGGGUCCAACCUGAAUUAUGAUUCUGAUGAUUUGUUGGAGAAUCACAGUAAGGUGGUGGGAGAGGGAGUUAAGAAUGGCGGAAAUAGCUCGAAUGCUAAUAGCACUGUCACCGGUGGUGAGGAUCAGAAAGGGAAGAAAAAGGGACUUCCAGCAAAGAAUUUGAUGGCCGAACGCCGUCGUCGGAAGAAGCUCAAUGAUAGGCUUUACAUGCUGAGGUCCGUUGUGCCAAAAAUUAGCAAGAUGGACAGGGCCUCAAUUUUAGGCGAUGCAAUUGAGUACUUGAAGGAACUGUUGCAGAAGAUCAACGAUCUACAAAAUGAAUUGGAGUCGACCCCUGCUGCCUCCGCAUUAACUCCCACCACACCCUUCUAUCCUUUGACUCCUACUGCCUCCGCCCUGCCCUGCCGUAUCAAGGAAGAACUCUGUCCAAGUGCCUUUGCAAGUCCAUUGUCAAGCCCAACUGGACAACCUGCAAGGAUUGAAGUAAGGUUAAGAGAAGGAAGAGCUGUAAAUAUCCACAUGUUCUGCGGUCGCAGACCUGGACUCUUGCUCUCAACCAUGAGGGCUUUGGACAGCCUUGGACUAGACAUCCAACAGGCUGUGAUUAGCUGCUUCAAUGGAUUUGCCUUGGAUAUCUUCAGAGCUGAGCAAUGCAAUGAAGGCCAAGAAAUCCCUCCAGAACACAUCAAAGCAGUUCUCUUGGAUUCAGCUGGCUUCCAGGGGAUUGUCUAAUUUUCUACUGCUCAAGAUUGUGAACGCUGUUUCCCUUUUGCAGAUCAGUCAUCCAAUGGCUAAUUCGUCUGUCUAUUCAACAGACUUUCUUUGUUUUAGAUCGCAUUUACAUUUAAGCCGCUCUACAGUUCCUUAUUUUGCAAAAAACUUGUAUGCUUUAAAGCAUUAAACAUUUGUUGUCUGUAUUUCGAUGUCAAGAUUGUCUUUUGUUGAAGUA
Coffea eugenioides is the source of this 2223-nucleotide messenger RNA. RefSeq names its product transcription factor ICE1-like. Bases 273 to 2006 code for a protein of 577 amino acids. Gene Ontology annotation, biological process: regulation of DNA-templated transcription. Gene Ontology annotation, molecular function: DNA-binding transcription factor activity; sequence-specific DNA binding; protein dimerization activity. Lineage: Eukaryota; Viridiplantae; Streptophyta; Magnoliopsida; Gentianales; Rubiaceae. The record is from RefSeq and is a predicted model, not a curated record. Gene Ontology annotation, cellular component: nucleus. The transcript has 4 exons.